AUGACUCUGAAAUACCUCAUUACUGGCGCCACCGGGGGCUUAGGGGAGCAAGUACUCAACUAUUUUGUCGCACAUGUUCCCGGCUCAGAGUUUGCCGCAGCGUCCUCCAACCCAUCGAACAGAGCACGGUUUGAAGACCGUGGAAUCGCCUUCCGCCAUGUGAAUUAUGACGACCAACAGUCCCUUGAUACAGGGCUAUACGACGUGGAAAACCUUCUGUUUGUGAGCACCAAUACUUUCGACAACGAGAGACGGGACAAGCAGCAUCGCCAACUCGUAGAUGCUGCGAAGAAGGCAGGAGUGAAACAUGUCUGGUAUACUUCUCUCGCCUUUGGUGGGUUCUCAGACGACUCUAAGGCUGCUGUGCAGCAGGUCCACCUCAUCACCGAACAACUUCUCAAAGAGUCUGGUCUCACAUAUACAUCCAUCCGAGAAGGCGUAUACACCGAAGCCUUUCCAGUCUUCCUAAACUGGUACCCCGACAGCACUACCGUGGCCCUCCCCGCCGACGGAGAAAUAGCAUUCACUCGGCGCGCGGAACUUGGUGAGGCGACCGCUCGCCUCAUGAUCAAGGGCGGGCACGAGAACGAGAUUGUUCUCUUAACCUCGGAAGAAACUAUCACUGCAAAGGAAGUAGUUGAUGUCAUCAAUGAAACUACAGGUCGGCAGGUGAAGUUCAAGAUUGUCUCACCGGAGGAGUACGCACGUGAGCACGGUGCGAAUGACCAAGGUGGCAAGCCACAGGCAUUCUUCGAAAUGGUUGCGACGUGGUGGGCGGAUAUUGCAAAUGGAGAGCUGCGCACGACGCAUGGGCUGAUGCGUGAGAUUCUGGGGAGAGAACCGACAAAGCCGAGGGAUGCGUUGAAGGCGCUGUUGACCGGAAAUCGGGACUACACAUGGCAUCAGAACUACGUUCGUUGA
Molecule: messenger RNA, 921 nt
Organism: Aspergillus calidoustus
Lineage: Eukaryota; Fungi; Ascomycota; Eurotiomycetes; Eurotiales; Aspergillaceae
Source: the annotation of a GenBank genome assembly